This is a messenger RNA of Necator americanus (New World hookworm), 846 nucleotides long. RefSeq lists its product as uncharacterized. The coding region runs from base 1 to 846 and encodes 281 amino acids. NCBI's taxonomy places the organism in Eukaryota, Metazoa, Nematoda, Chromadorea, Rhabditida, Ancylostomatidae. The record is from RefSeq and is a predicted model, not a curated record. The transcript has a single exon.
AUGCCCAAAAUAACAAGCCUGCAGGUGGUUAUUGUCGGAAUCGACGCAAAUGCAAGGAAGGGACUCAAACAGCAAUCCGAUGUGCUAGGAAAAUGGUACUAUGCAGCGGAGUGCACGUCGGACAAUGGUGACCGUCUGUUCAAGUUGUGCGAACAGACGGGCCUCAUCAUCGCUUCCACGUUUAAGAGGAAUCAUCGACGCCAUCAGCUCACGUGGCAGGAGUCAACCCUUUUAACGCCUGAAGAGCAGCGCAAGCGGAAGAUGAGGACUUUUGAACUUCAGCUCGACUACGUUCUGGCGAGGAACAUUCCUCAGUCAGAUAUCCGAAAAUCUAGAGCUGUUUGGGACGUCGCGUUCGACCCUGACCACCGCCCAGUUCUUCUCAGCUGCAAGAUACGGUUCCACAAGAGAACCCAAGGAGUUCCUCUUCAACGGAAAAUCUACAUGGCAGGUCUGAAAAACGAUGAAUGCAGAAGAAAAUUCCGCCAACGUGUGUCUAUUCAUGUUGGAGUACGGACCAGGAAGAAGCUUAGCGAUGCGGAUUCCUUCACAAAGUGCAUCCAGGACGCUGCAGGGGAAAAGCUCCCGGUUCUAUUGCCGCGGAAGAAGUUUGCCUUCGCAUCUGCGGAAACAAAAUCCACAUACAAUUCUGUAUGUGUCGCACGCAGCGUUGGUGACUUCAACCAGGAAAAGCGUCUUAGAAGGAAGCUGCGUCGUCAACUGCAACAAGACCGCGAUAACGAGUGGACGUCAAGAGCGAUGGAGUUUGAAAAGGCGUGGGAGGACAAGAACCGGCGGAAAGCCUAUGCUUUACUAAAACAGUAUGGCGGCAAAAUGAAAAGAUGA